CCUGCCAGCGGGCCGGGGCGUAGGAGCCGUCGUUGUUGAGGACGAUGAGGGCCUGGGCCUGGAGGCCGGCGGCGAAGGCGGCGGAGGAGGUCAGGACGACCUGGCCGCCGACGGAGACCCAGCCGGUGGUGAAGGCGGCGGCGGACCGGGUCGACGGCGGGGAGAGGGCUGCGACCCAGUGGUAUUGGCCUGUGGUUUGGUUGUCAGUCUUGAAUGUGUCUGUGUUUGUUGCCCACUCCUCUCUCUUUCUCUCUCUUUCACUCUUUUACUCUUUCACUCUCUCUGUCUUUCCACUUCUCUCUUUCUCUCUCUCUCUCUCUCUCUCUCUGAGACCGGAAGUUUCACGGUCUGUUGAAUCAAAGUCUGCGAGUUGUCUCACCUCCGGCAGUCGGGUAUAUCGAAGCAAUCUCCCCGAGCGAGGAAGCGAUGCAGACGGUGCAUAUGGUGGAGGCUAUGCUGGAAACACAGAAAAAAUUGAAAAAAAAAAGUCAGAAUCCAUCUAGACCAGCAGAGAGUUUUCGAGGGGGAAAAAAAACAGGGGAAACGCAUGUCCGACGUCUUACAGAUUAUAAAACAGGCAAGGCGCGCCGCCGCUCAGCAGGGCCGGCGCGAUGACGGUCGACAGAGCCUCCCAGGUUGCCAUGAGGCAGAGACAGAGCGCCCCGAGGGCCGGCAGGGAGAACUGUCUCUUCAACUCCUGCGCGUGCCCGAGCUGGGCCAGCCGGUAGUCGUCGUCGCCAUUCCCGUUGCCGUUGCCGUUGCCGUUGCCGUUGAGGGCCCCCGUCUGGGAGCCGGUCCUUUCGAGUGCCGCGGCGUCUUUCUUCAUGUCGUUGUCCAUUGUCAACUGAAGCUCCGAGAGUCUAGACUUUGCUGCUGUCUCUCGUACAAUGUUCCCGAGUUGAUCCCUGUGUAUUGGGCGAAUUCUCGCGUUAUGUACGCCAUAACUUUUUUUACGUUACAACAUCGAGAAACAACCAACUGCUCUUAUCACCCGUUAGACGGUAUAAGUCCGCAGCCCCGGCUGCCCCGAAAUGGAGACGACAUCCCGUCACGGACGCAGCUGCCGGCAUCUUAUCUUCACGGGCAGAUCCAAUCACCAGAGUUGUUAUAAUCAGUGGCCAAUCACGAGAGUCUUUAGCAGGCUUUCCAGGGCUGACUUUCUCAAGUUAAAAACAAGAACCCCCCCGGAACCUCUUAUCUAGGCCAGGGUAAAGAGAUAACGAAACGAUAGGGGUUUGGUGGUUGUGUAGUGUAGUUCUUGACUCGGGGGCAGUUCCGGGCGUUCCGAGGCUUGUUCCGCGAUCGUCGUUCGGAAUCCCUUCCGGCAGCACAACCAAAACCACGCGGCCCUGAGACUCCAUUUAACAGGACAAUUGCUCGCGGAACAUCCAUCUGUCUUACUAUUAUUGUCUCGGACACCAGCCAGCCAGCCAAACCGGAUUGAUCGUCUCAGAGCAGUUGUCAGUCGAUCCUCCGUCUUUCCGAACCUUCAUAAACGACGCGAUUGUGCUCAGUCUCCAGGAACUCACCCUCCUAUCAACCAGGUUACCAUUGUCUGGUACACACACACACACACACACACACAACUCAUCGGAUCCCCACCACCCAACCCAACCCCCCCCUGCUCGUUGACCUCUCACAAUGGCUUCGAUCCCACAUCCCUUGUCGGCUCUGUCCAUGGCAGAGACCAACCGGGCCCGUGACAUCGUCCUUGCCGCCCAUCCCGGAUCCGUCCUCGACUUCAGACAGCUCUACGUGCUGGAACCGCCAAAGGCCGAGGUCAUCAAGUUCCUCGACCUCGAGCACUCGGGCAAACUCACAGCUUCGUCGCCGAGACCGGCGAGGUGCGCCCAGGUCUUUUACGAUGUCAUUGGCGGCGCCAGCAAAGUACAGUACACCGAGUCCGUCGUGGACCUCGACCUCGGCAAGGUCGUCGACCAGAAGGUCAUUGAUCCCGAGCACCAGGCGAGCUUAACGAUAUAUGAUUUCGAGACCCUCGCCCAGGCCGUCGAGCGCUCGGCACUCUUCAAGGAGAAGAUCGCCGAGCUCCAGCUGCCCGAGGGCUUCGAGGUGGUCGUCGAGCCGUGGCCGUACGGCGCCCCGGACCCGGCGGACGGGGACACGCGGUUCUUCCAGGCGCUCAUCUUCGCCCGGGACACGCGGAGCGGCAACCCGGACUCCAACUUCUACGCCUACCCCCUGCCGCUGAUCCCCGUCAUGGACGCCGGCACCAAGGAGAUUGUGCGCAUCGACGAGCUCGCCACCGGCGGCAAGGGGGACGCCCUCAGCGGCAAGACGCACAAGCCCACCGUCGUCGACCACUGCCGGGACAGCGAGUACGUGCCGGAGCUGCUGCCCAACGGCACGCGCGCGGACCUGAAGCCCCUGACCGUCGUCCAGCCCGAGGGGCCCAGCUUCUCGGUGACGGACGGCAACCUCGUCGAGUGGCAGAAGUGGCGCAUGCGCGUCACCUUCAACCCGCGCGAGGGCGCCGUUAUUCACGAUGUCCGGUACGACGGCCGUCCGGUGAUGUACCGUCUCAGCAUGAGCGACAUGACCGUACCAUAUGCCGACCCUCGGCCGCCCUUUCAUCGCAAGCAGGCGUUCGACUUUGGUGAUGGUGGCCUCGGUAAUGCCGUCAACAACUUGACUCUGGGCUGCGACUGUCUCGGUGUCAUCAAGUACUUCGACGGUGUCCUCACCGACGCCAAGGGCAACGCGGUCGAGACCAAAAACGUCAUCUGCCUCCACGAGCAGGACAACGGCAUCAACUGGAAGCACACCAACUGGCGAACCGGCCGCGCCGUCGUCACGCGGCGCCGCGAGCUCGUCGUGCAGUUCAUCAUCACCCUCGCCAACUACGAGUACAUUUUCAACUUCAAGUUCGACCAGGCGGCCGGCAUCGUCGUGGAGGCGCGCGCCACGGGCAUCGUCUCCGUCGUCAAUAUCGACGAGGGCAAGACGGCGCCCUGGGGCAACGUCGUCAGCCCCGGCGCGCUGGCGCAGAACCACCAGCACGUCUUCUGCGUGCGCAUCGACCCGUCCGUCGACGGCCACGAGAACACGGUCGUGCAGGAGGAGUCGCUGCCGCUGCGGGCCGACCCGCGGACGAACCCGAACGGCAACAUGUACGAGGUGCGCCGGACGCCCAUUGCGACCUCGGGCGGCUUCGACGCGGCGCCGAUGAGCAACCGCGUCUUCAAGGUGCAGAACGCGGCCAAGACGAACCCGGUCAGCGGCAAGCCCGUCGCAUACAAGAUCACGCCGCCCCCGACGCAGCUGCUGCUGGCGGACCCAGACAGCGUGCAAUCGCGGCGGGCGCUGUUCGCGCGGCACCACCUCUGGGUGACGCGGUACCGGGACCACGAGCUCUACGCCGGCGGGCGGUACACGCUGCAGAGCAAGGCCGAGGUCGGCGGCGUCAAGGACGCGGCCGACCGGAACGAGGACGUCCUGGACAAGGACGUCGUGGUAUGGAGCGUCUUCGGGCUGACCCACAACCCGCGCGUCGAGGACUGGCCGGUGAUGCCCGUCGAGAUGUUGCAGCUGCACAUCACGCCCUCGGACUUCUUCACGGGUAACCCGGCGCUCGACGUGCCCUCGAACAAGGACAUCGGCUCUCAGCUCACGACAGGCAACCAGGGCUGCUGUGCCAAGGAGGACGUAGCCAUCCGGAGCAAUUUGUGAGAGACAAAAGGCGAAAGUGAAAGAAAAAGGAAGCAAGAAGAUGGGGGGAGAAAAAGAAAAAAAAAAGGAAGUGGAAAGGGGGGACCAUACGAUAGAAUUUGGUCUGUGUAUUGUACGUAGCAACGAGGAGGGUUUAGAUUUAGAUUUGAUGAGACCAACGACU
Molecule: messenger RNA, 3850 nt
Organism: Colletotrichum destructivum
Lineage: Eukaryota; Fungi; Ascomycota; Sordariomycetes; Glomerellales; Glomerellaceae
Product: Putative copper amine oxidase
Exons: 5
Coding region: 1642-3687 (681 amino acids)
Biological process (GO): amine metabolic process
Molecular function (GO): quinone binding; primary methylamine oxidase activity; copper ion binding
Source: RefSeq, a predicted model, not a curated record